ACGUGGCCGAAGCGGACUGUCGAAAUGGCAUCGGGAGUUGGUGUAGCAGAUGACUGCGUCAGCGUCUUCAACGACCUGAAGCUUAAGCAUAGCAUGAAAUACAUCGUGUACAACAUGAAUGAUAAGAUGACGGAGAUCCAAGUUAUGAAGACUGGAGGCAAGGAGGCGACCUACGAGGAGUUCUUGAAGGAACUGCCCGAGAACGACUGCAGAUAUGGCGUGUUCGACGUAGAGUACACUGAUCCUAAGACCAAGGCAAGCCGCAAUAAGAUAGCGUUUUUCAUCUGGUGCCCUGACACCGCCAAGGUUCGCACGAAGAUGAUCUUCGCGUCAUCAAAGGACGAGCUGAAGAAGCGACUUGUGGGCAUUGCAUGCGAGGUUCAGGGUUCGGAUGCUGGUGACGUUGCUUUGGAAACUGUUGUUGAUCGGCUACAGCAGAUUUAAGUUUGUUUCGAAGGCUUGUUUCAUGUGUCGAAACCUUCUUGGGACGUUAGAUGCCAGGGGAGCAGGUUAUCCUCAACAGAUCUUUGUUCCUUCUACAAGGAUGUGCUGUAUCCUGCAAUGGAUUGCAAUGUGCUAUAGCGUGCAAAUUGCUGCCCUCCUACCUUGAACGGCGACGUUGAAAUGAGCAGGGCGGUUGUGUCGAUACUUGGAUUUAGAAAAUACUUGUUGGAACCUCUGAAAAAUGACAAUUAAUUUUCAUGAAAAUACACAUGAUCAGAGUGUCUUG
Messenger RNA from Guillardia theta CCMP2712, 730 nucleotides. RefSeq lists its product as hypothetical. The transcript is spliced from 4 exons. Gene Ontology annotation, cellular component: actin cortical patch; actin cytoskeleton; cytoplasm. Gene Ontology annotation, biological process: actin filament severing; cell motility; actin filament depolymerization. The coding region runs from base 25 to 444 and encodes 139 amino acids. Lineage: Eukaryota; Cryptophyceae; Pyrenomonadales; Geminigeraceae. The record is from RefSeq and is a predicted model, not a curated record. Gene Ontology annotation, molecular function: actin filament binding.